This is a messenger RNA of Nymphalis io (European peacock), 4217 nucleotides long. It is a transcript of the gene Arf51F, whose product is annotated as ADP-ribosylation factor 6. Gene Ontology annotation, molecular function: GTP binding; GTPase activity. NCBI's taxonomy places the organism in Eukaryota, Metazoa, Arthropoda, Insecta, Lepidoptera, Nymphalidae. Gene Ontology annotation, cellular component: cytoplasm. Gene Ontology annotation, biological process: vesicle-mediated transport; intracellular protein transport. The record is from RefSeq and is a predicted model, not a curated record. Bases 272 to 799 code for a protein of 175 amino acids. The transcript has 7 exons.
GCUGGUGAUGCUACGAAACACGUGGCGCUAGUGUUCUCCGUCUUAUAGUGUGACUUUGAUUGUCAAUCGUGGAUGUGGAAUGUUUUGUGUUGUGAGUGAAUGGUAGUUAUAGGAAUUGUUAAUUUCGUUUGUCAUGUGGUUAUGUGUGCGUAUCGUCGGAUAAGAAACUGUAGUACUGUGAUAGUUUUCUGAAUCAAUACAACAGAGUGGAAUGGUUUCGGAGUAUUGGCGGUGUCUUGUCGAUUUGUGCGGUUGAGGCGAGCUCAGCACGAUGGGUAAGCUGCUAUCGAAGAUCUUCGGCAACAAGGAGAUGAGGAUAUUGAUGCUGGGCCUCGACGCUGCGGGAAAGACUACUAUUUUAUAUAAAUUAAAAUUAGGUCAGUCAGUCACAACGAUACCUACAGUCGGUUUCAACGUAGAAACUGUCACGUAUAAAAAUGUCAAAUUCAACGUUUGGGACGUGGGGGGGCAGGACAAAAUACGACCGCUCUGGAGGCAUUACUACACAGGCACUCAGGGUCUGAUAUUUGUAGUCGACUGCGCGGAUCGAGAUCGCAUUGACGAGGCGCGGCAGGAGUUGCACCGGAUCAUCAACGAUAGAGAGAUGCGCGACGCUAUUAUACUCAUUUUUGCCAAUAAGCAAGACUUGCCUGAUGCAAUGAAACCGCAUGAAAUCCAAGAGAAGCUCGGUCUGACUAGAAUCCGCGAUCGCAACUGGUACGUGCAGCCGUCGUGCGCGACGUCCGGCGACGGCCUGUACGAGGGGCUCACGUGGCUCACCACCAACCACAAGUUAUGAGCUGCGGAGUAGGCGGCCGUAAGCCGCCUCCAGCACGCACGGUGAGGAUUUCGAUGCCAUUUAUAAUAAGUAAGCUGCGUCCGUGCUUGUCGGAUCUAGAAAUUUCCACGUGAACCAGUGUCGAUCGAUUGGACUUAACGCGAGUGGUGCACAGACUGUCUAGUAGUGAAGCGACUAUGGACUAAUCAACUUUAGUUAGUCAUACAAGUGAAACUAAUUGUCACACAAAUGAUAAAUCAAUUAUUCCAUUAUUUAAAUGAAAAUUAGAGCUUUGUUGUAUCGAAAUAUUUGAUUAUUAUUUUUUUAUGUUAUUUAAAAGGAAAUGAUUACGUAGAGUAAAUGAUUUUUUUUUAAUUAAUAUUAUAUUAUUAUAAUUUAAAUGUGUACCUCCAAUUUUUUUUGUAUGAUAGUAAGAUAGUUUCGAAGCUAAUACAUUGUAGUAAUUGAUUAAGAGUCGGCGAUCGAAGUAUGUUAUUAUACGAGUAUUUAUAAAGCAAUAAUGGAAGCACGCCUGCGUUUAUAUAGACGAUUAUUGUACAGUAGCUUAUGGAAAUUGGUACGCAGUUCAUAAACAGUAGAUGAUGACUCGAGAUAGACUGAAAGUUUUGGCACUCUAGUUUAAAUAUAUAAAGAAAAUUUAAAGUUAAAAUUAAUUAUUUAAAAAGACAUUGCUGUAUAGUUAGGUUGUUAAAAAAAUGCAUUCUUUUAGAUUUAUUUCUUAUGAUUGAUAUUCCUUUUUGCUAUUCACAAUCUUAGUGCUUACGUUAAUUUAACGAAAUUUUCUAAUAAAACAACAAUUUCCUCUAAAAUAAAAAUACUAAAAGAAAAGAUUAAAAUGUAAAAGUUACGUUUUUUUUUUUAUAUUAAUAACGUUUUUUUUUUUCAUCAUCAAUCAAAAAAAAAACAAACAUCAAUUAUAAAAUGUCAAGGUGUUGCCAUUUACGGGCCUUCUUAUAUAAUCUAAUAUAAUUUUUACUAGCUACACAAUUUUCUGUCAACAGUUCUAAAAUGUUGGGUCUAAGUCACAAAUGUAAGAAGAAACAAAUUUCUAAUACAAGGAGUAUUAUUGAUUUGUAGUUGCAGUUUUUAGAUUGUAUUAAUUGUAUAUGGAUGAGCCAUUACUUAAAGAUUUCAUCAUAAUUGGAAUACACCCUUCAUAUAUAUAUAAUUGAAUAUAUACAACGCUUUGAUAAAAUGCUUCAACGAAAAGCAUAUUUCAAUCAAAAUCAAUGAAAUAUCAUAAAAUGUUAUUUUGAUUAGAUAAUGAUUAUAUCAUGACAUUGUUUAAUGUUUUUCAAUCGUUGAUGUUGCUUUGAUAAUAACGUUUUUCAUGAAUUGGUUUGAGUUCGCUGGUAGGCUUGUGUUUCAGCUUUUGGUGUUUUUAAUUCUAGGGACCAUCUUGGUUUAUGAAUGUUUUGUGAAGAAUUGUAAAGAGGAUUGCGUGCUAUCAAAUAGAAAUGAUCAAAAAUUAUAUAUUAUAUUAUUAGAUAAAAGUAAAGCGAAAUUAUUGUUAUCAAAAUAAUUAUAGAAUGUACAAUUUUAAAGUAAAUAUUAUUAAAUUUGAAGCUUUGUCAAUUAAUCGCCAUUAUUUAUUGGGUUCAUUCGUUUAUUGAUACUGCUUUGGCUGGCUCUUAAAAUUAAAUCUUAAAAAACCAGUUGCUUUAUUGAAUCAAUUGUUUAAGGAAUAUUUUUAAAUAAAAUUUUUAAGUCGAAUUAAACCGUUGUGCUUUAUCACCCUUAAAGUGAAGUGAGAAGUAAGAAUAUUGAAUAAUAAUAUUGUAGGUAUGCAUUUGUGCCAACUACAUCUUAUAAACUACUAAAAGUAUGAUUUACAAUCCUCUUUAUAUUUCUUGAACGCGUUGUAUUCACGCACACAGACAAGUAUUUUCCCACCUAAAAUUUUUCGACUAUAAACAAUAAUUCCAAGGCAGUGUUACUUUCUAUCUUUAUAUUAGAAGCAGUUUAAGAUUGAAACGUGUAUAUGACAGGAGUGAGAACUUUUUGUUUUUAACAAUGUUUUUAAAAAAAAGAAAAUAACAGUACCCAAAGAGGCUUCACUCCAAACAUAUUGCACAACCAUUUGUCCUUAAUGUACUUUAUUUAAAUAAAAAUAUUUCAUUUUGUAUAGUUGCUUUAAAUCUAUUGAAUGAUGUUAAAGGUGAUAUCAGUACGCUUGUGUUAAAAUAAAUGGUUUCUUCAUAUAUAGAUUUCAGUAUACUGUAAACGCGAAGUCAUACAUUUAAACAAUUACGGUAAAAUUUUGUCUUUUUCGUGAAGAGAUUCUUACGAGAUUUAAUCUUAGUGUAUCCGGGCUGUUUAGGUGUGGCAACUAAAUUUCGCGUUUUCGUUUUUGUUAUCUGUUCUCACCAAGGUCACUGUAGGGCUACGGUUGCCAACCGUGUAGCUAGUUUAUAAUACUUUGAAAGAUUCUCUAGUGUCAUAGAAGAUUGUCAAGUUCAACGAAUAUUAUAUUCUAACGUUGACAAUAACGUGUGCCUCCUUAAACAAACGAAUCACGAGUAUGUUAACCGUAGCGGUAACACGGUCAAAAUGCGUGUAUAAAUAAGUUCACAAUAACAAAAGGUAUUCGCCAGUUAGUACAAUCGUUUCCUGGUCUAUGAAUUGAAGAACACCCUUUAGUAUUUGUGUUAUUGCAGCGAGUUGAGUGCAAAAUCAAACCCUGAAUACAACUGUGUGUAGCCGGACCUUAUAGUGAGCAGAUGCUCUUCUUUACAUUUAUUGUUUCAUUUUGUUCGACAUUUGUAUAAUUUAUAUAACAUUGUUGUACUGGAGAGACCAUUAAAUAAAUUAUUACUUUAAGAUCUAUUAUUUUGUACUUUAGUAUUUGUUACAGUUUCUUAUUUUUGUACGUCGAUAUUUUAUGUUAUGCCUUCAAAGAAAUUAGUUUUAAUGUAACUACAUAUGUUUAAAAUUCCUUUCUAUAUAUUUUUUGUAUAAAAACAACGAUUAGUGUCUGGUUGUUUAUUAUAAACUGAUCUGCUAUAAGUUCAUUAUCAGUGAUUACUUUAUAAGGUUUAUUUUUUAAAAUAAUAUUAUAUGCCUUUUAUAAGGUACUUCCAUUGAGUAGAAGUUAUUGUAAACAAGAUUUGUAAAAUCUAAAAGCUUUUAUACCUUAAAUCCUAUUUCGAAAUAGUUAAGAAAAUGUAACGGAACGACUCGGGCUUAAUUUUUAGUUUGAAAUUCACAACCCUAUGAAAUUAUUUGGAUGUGUUUAAUUUUUAGUUUAAUUAAAGUGCAAUUGUGGAGCACAAUUAUGUGAAAUGUGGUAUCGAUUAUUUUCUAUCGUUUCCAAUGGUAUCGCUUGGUUGUAAAUUAUCUCGAAAGGAAUGUAUGGUUGAGUUACAGUCUGCUGUAUAAUAUUGUAGAGAAGUUAUUCAAUAUAAAUUCACACUUAUAA